AUGCUUAUGCAAGCAAGAGAACGGUACGCAAGAGAGUUGGCUGGACCUAAUGAAACAAGAAGGAAGAUUUCAAACGUGGCGCCAGAGGAAAUACUGCCGCAGCUGAUGAGAUUUAAAACAUCACCAUUUAACAUAGGUUGGUGCUUCUUUUGUGACGGCAGUGAGUCUCGCAGGAAGGCCCUUUUACUUCUGCUACCCAGUCCUUACAUACAGAGUUUUCAGCAAUGACAGAGAUCAACUUAAGAAAAGGUAUGAUAUUGACUAUGUCCGACUUACGAGCAGCAUAUUUAUGGGAGAGUUUAUUGAAGCAAACAAUGUCCAUGAGGAUGCAUGGAAGCGAAAAGCACGAAAACCAUUGACUCAAAUUUUGAUACCUGAAGUGGAAUUUCACUGA
Messenger RNA from Porites evermanni, 394 nucleotides. The record is from the annotation of a GenBank genome assembly. NCBI's taxonomy places the organism in Eukaryota, Metazoa, Cnidaria, Anthozoa, Scleractinia, Poritidae.